UCUUUUAUUUAAUUGUUGUUUGGUUGCUGGACAUGAGGGUCGAGAAAGCACAAAUCUUUCCAGUAAUGAUGUUCCUCAAAAUGGCUUCUCCACUUCAUCUGGUCUUUCUGUUCAUGAUCUCAGGGGCUCUUGGGAAUAAAUGGAGUGUGACAUACAGCAAACUAAAUCUCUGUGCUUUAAAUGGAUCUACAGUGUUUAUGAACGUCACGUACACACACCCAACAGGUCUUACAGUGACGAACAGGUUUUGGGUAAUAAACCCAAUUGACUGGAUAGAACCGACUGAUCUGCGUAAUGAAUCAGGUUACUCAGACAGAGUGGAGUAUUCAGGAGAUGAACAGAAACACUUCUCCCUCAGACUGAGUGACGUGAAGAAAUCAGAUGAACUCAAGUACUUUGUCAGAAUCAUAGCAAAUGAAGAAAAAGAAAGAUGGCUGGGUCAUCCUGGAGUCAUACUCACUGUUACAGAUCUUCAGGUGAUCGCUCCUGCAGAAGUGACAGAGGGACAAUCAGUCGUUCUGAUCUGUAAAACCACCUGCAGUCUGACUGAUCCAACAUUCAUCUGGUACAAAAACAGACGUGAUUUAACCACAAACACCCCCAAGAGCAAUGAACUCCACCUGCAGCCGGUCAGCAGUGAGGAUGCAGGCAGUUAUAGCUGUGCUGUAAGAGGAUAUGAACAUCUCCCCUCUCCUGAUCAAACCCUCAGAGUCAGAUAUCCUCCAAAGAACAUCUCAGUGUCCAUCAGCUCCCCUGGUGAAAUAGUGGAGGGCAGUUCAGUGACUCUGACCUGCAGCAGUGAUGCUAACCCACCUGUGGAGAACUACACCUGGUUUAAGGGGACGACAUCAGUAGGAAAAGGAAAUACCUACAACAUCUCCAAGAUCAGAUCUGAGGACAGUGGACAGUACAAGUGCAAGUGCAGUAAUGAAGUCGGACAUCAGGACUCCAUCAGUGUAACUCUGAAUGUUCUGUAUCCACCAAAGAACGUCUCAGUGUCCAUCAACUCCUCUGGUGAAAUAGUGGAAGGCAGUUCAGUGACUCUGACCUGCAGCAGUGAUGCUAACCCACCUGUGAAGAACUACACCUGGUUUAGGGUGAAUGAAUCGUCACCUGUAGGAUCUGGACAGAGUUACGGAGCACUACAGAGUGGACAGUACUACUGCAAGGCUCAGAAUAAACACGGCUCUGAGAGAUCAGCUGCAGUGUCCGUCACUUUAAACAGGGUUCAGAGCUUAGGUGUGUACGCAGGUGUUGGGGCUGUUGUGUUUGUGUGUGUUUGUCUCGUCAUCACCUUCCUGUUUAUAAGAAGCAGGAGACAGAAGAAAAAGGCAGAUGAAGGUGACUCUCAGAACGUCGGGCCGAGCGCUAAAGACGACACGUACGCAGCUCUCGACCUCGCGGGCCGGACAUCUGAUGAUGUGUAUCACACACUUGCAUUUUCUCAUCCCAGUCCUCCUGCUGACACGCCCACUUCCUCUGACUAAAGAGCAGAACAUGAUGAAUGAAAUGAGUCCUGAAACAGCUGAUGAAUAGAGAGAGCUCCUCACUGAAGUGGAGGAACUGAAUCGCUCCUUUACACCAGCGACAUCAGCAUCUUACAGCCAUUUAAAGCAGCUUUAAUCAUUUUAUAGCAGUGUGUGAAGUACUUUUUCUCCUGCCAGCAGGUUAGGACUGUUCCAGUCAGCUGUAGAGUUUUCACUCAUUAGUUAUCGCUUCUUUAUUGUGAAUAUUGUAACUGAAUUAAGGGAUUGAAGCUCAACUGAAGUCCAGAAUGGAAAUAUAUUUAGCAGAGAAUGUGUAUUUAGUGAGAAAUAAAACUAAUUAUGAUGUAUUAACUUUCUCAGAACUGUACGCUGUAGGUCAGUGUUAUAGAUUUAAGCAGCUAAUGUGUCAGUGCUGAUUGAUCUAAAGUAAUUACUGCUAUAAACUCAUUUAAAGUAGUGAAGUGAUGUUUUAUUUACUGUUGACGGUGUGAGCGGCCAUGUUGGUCUGAUGUCAUGUACUGAACUCGGGGUUGAGGAGACCUUCCUGACUUUCUGAGUAAGAAUUCUGAGUUGAGGGGCCGUUUUCUUAGGGGUUUUUUUUGUUUGUUUUUUUUUUUUUGUUUGUUUUUUUUUUGUUUUUUGUGAGGUAUGAGCUUUAUUCAAACACAGCAUGAGGUCCUGAUUGUCAGCCAGUGAUCCUGGAAUAGACUCCUGAUUCACUGUGACUCUGACCAGGAUAAAGCUCUUGUAUAUAUCGCAGUAGAGCCACUUUAACUAUUCAAAGCUGUUCAUAUACAUCCUUGUUUUAUUUUGUCUCACUCCAAAUAAAAAGAUAAAACAUAUUAUUCCACUUUUUAUGUGAACUGUUCAUGUCGCUGUUCAAGUCAAAUAUCAUAACAGUACUGUUACUUCCCAAAAUAAUCUACUCUGAGUAGAGUAAAAAUUCUCCUGCUGCUCCUCCUACUAAUUUUACAAAGUAAAAUAAACGUUAAUAAGCAAUAAACAUAAAUAAUCUCUGUGUGAUCUGCUGCAUGUUUAUAGUGCUCAGUCAUAGAGAGAAUCUCCAUGUUACAGCGGCUCGAUCACACUUAAAUGAAGGUUUGAGUAAGUAAUUACAGAUCUGAAUCAUGUGUGUUACACUGCUGUUGUGCUCCAGGAAUAAAUUCGUCUUUGCACAUGAACAGUUGAGAUGUUUAAAACGCAGUUACACAUGAUGUCCAGAGAGGGCUGAUUUUACAGCUCUGAUCUUCAGUCUGCAAUCUGAUGCUUUAGAAGGAAUGUAUUUGGAUUAAAGAUCCUCUCUGGAAUUUUAUUGGUCUUUAAACUGGAUUAAGUUAGGAUCUGGAGUUUAUAAAAAAGAGUCCUAUUUAUUUAUCCGACCUGUGAAUGACAGAUAAAAGAUUAGUUCUGAUAAUUAUUUACACUAAUAUGCUUGUAAAGUCUGACAAAUAAUAAUUUUAAAAGACCCUCUAAAAAUCACACAGUCUAAAACCUGCUUCUUCUUUAUUUUGAAAAUUGAUUCAAAUCAAAGUUAAAUCAUGUGAUGAUGUCUAUCUGGAGAGUUUCUAGAAGCAUUCCGCUAUAACCAGGUGGAAGUUGUGGUGAUGUUGAAUAAAUGGGUGAAUGUUGUUUAUUUCACUCUGCUGUAGAUCGCAGUGGGAUCCUCAUCAUUGGAAGGCCUACAGAAAGAGAGUAAAUGAUCACAGUAAGAUCCAGCAGAAGAUCAUUUCCAGCUCUGUUAGAGUGGAGGAAACAGACCUGCUCCUCUAACCUGUAGUCAGCACCGCUGCGAGUGAAUCUGACACUAGAGUACUGAACCUCCUCAUCCUCAGAGGCAGAAGCUAGAUACAGUGUUGAUUGAAUUAGUCACUGCUACAUUGGCAUAAAGAUUAUCCUGAGGCAGGAGAGCAUGAAAUCUUUACCAAAGCGCUGCUAAAUUCUGUUGGUGAAUUUUCUAUAACAGCGGCUCUGACAGUAGUGCAGCUGCACAUCACAGGUUUAUAUUAAUACCCUUGUUCUAAUACGUUAUCGUUUCUAUAGUAACAGCUCAUUCACAGGGACUUGUACAGUGGACGCUCGACAUGAACAGAUUAGAAACAUGUGCAAUCAUUGAUUUGGUGGUUUUCUUUAAGGAUACGUUUAUUUAACACUUUUUGAAGGAGUCUUCAGUGUCAGCACAUUGUAACAGUCAGAGGUAAAGCUGUAAAUAAGUUUUGCAGACAUCUUCAGGACAGAGGAGUUUGCGCUUUCUCAGUAAGGUGACAAGUUGUUUUUAUUUUUAGCUGUCAUUAAAAUUCAGGAGAGAAAAAUGCUUUAAAAAAAAAGAUAC
Messenger RNA from Ictalurus punctatus (channel catfish), 3816 nucleotides. Its product is annotated as B-cell receptor CD22. The coding region runs from base 33 to 1487 and encodes 484 amino acids. The record is from RefSeq and is a predicted model, not a curated record. Lineage: Eukaryota; Metazoa; Chordata; Actinopteri; Siluriformes; Ictaluridae. The transcript has 11 exons.